AUGACCUCCUCAUCUACCAGGCGCAUCCGGCUUGUGCGUCUUGCCCACGUGUACUACUCACAUCGGGAUAUAGCGAAUGCCCACCAGUUUCUCAAAGACUUUGGCUUUGAAGAGACAGCCAAGCUUGGCAGCAAAACGUAUUACCGGGGAACUGGCACUGAGCCUUUCGUCUACUGCGCUGUUGAAGGUGCCGAAGAUUCCUUCGGCGGGGCGGCGUUCGUGGUCGAAAGCUUCGAUGAUCUGACUUAUGCAGCGGAUACACUACCCAAUGCUACACCAGUCACAAAGAUGGACAGUGAGCCUGGGGGUGGUUAUAGAGUUACGUUCUACGAUCCUGUGGAUAAGUUUCCCUUUCACCUUGUCUACGGACAGAAGGAAGUAGAUCCACUUCCCAAGUCUCUACCAGAGAGAGUGCUUAAUUUUGUGGGUGUUCUUUCUGUAACCGCUGAGCUGGUCAGAUCGUCAGAUCGUGCUGACAUAUAA
Messenger RNA from Fusarium musae, 483 nucleotides. RefSeq lists its product as uncharacterized. The coding region runs from base 1 to 483 and encodes 160 amino acids. Lineage: Eukaryota; Fungi; Ascomycota; Sordariomycetes; Hypocreales; Nectriaceae. The record is from RefSeq and is a predicted model, not a curated record. The transcript has a single exon.